This is a messenger RNA of Oppiella nova, 1165 nucleotides long. The record is from the annotation of a GenBank genome assembly. Lineage: Eukaryota; Metazoa; Arthropoda; Arachnida; Sarcoptiformes; Oppiidae.
UCAGAUGAAUUGCAGACAAAGUUCGCGAAUAGUAUUAAAGAAUUGCCGACAAAAGAGAAUAAACUGAAGAGGAAUAAAGACCGCCGAGAGUUGGCCUACAGUUCCAGCUUUAAGCUGAAGGCGAGGUGUAGUUCCCCCGUUAGGGAUGAGUCGAUGCUCUACGAGAGAGGCGAACACUCGUUGUCCCCCAACUUCAGCCCCAGUGUCCGCCAGUCGGCCCCCACUACACCUCCGGCCCAAUCGCACGCACAGUACACUCGCGGUUCACCCGAACCCGCACUCAACUCGCAUACAAGUUAUACUACUUAUACUGGUUUUAGUCAACGCGUGGCUCCCAGUGCCGCAGCCGCUGGUGACGGCCUGUUGUCCGCAUACCGGGGCUCUCCCUACGAGCGCCACCACCAGCACCACACCGACGGUACAAACCAUUCGCCGAUAGACCGACGCAAUAGUGAUCCCAAUUCGCAGCACUCGAUGACCGGCCAGUCGUCCGGCGAUUCGAUGGACGCCGACGACGACCAGCCCCUCGACUUCAGCAACAAAAGCCGGCGCCGACCCCUUCCGGACUGCGAAUCUCAGCGCAACGUCAGUCCUGCCAACCACUCGUCGGCCACCCAUUCAUUAUCGCAAUUGUUUGCCCAACAGAUGACUCGGCCGUCUGUCAUCACCUGCGGCUCGUCCCUCAUGAGAGCCCAGCAGUCGGGACCUCCCGGAGCCCAACCACCGCCGCCAUCCUAUGCGGAUUCGGUGUCCCCACCAAUCAAUAAACACUCGAUCAAUGGCUUUAACGACCCGGGCGUUGAGUUGAGGAACGGUAGCCCUGGCGAUGAGCGUAGAACUGGUAGCCGUCGACUAAUAGUGAGCGCACCCGCGGAAGGGGUGAGCGAUCCGGUGAUUGAGGAGCACUUCCGGCGUUCGUUAGGCAAACAAUAUUCACAACUGUUUUCCACGAAUACGGCUAACAAUAACUCCAUUACAUAUUCGGUGGACGACCACUUCGCCAAAGCGUUGGGCGACACAUGGGUUCGGCUCCAGAAGUCGGCCGACGGUUCGCAACCAAAUAAUGCUCAGAGUAUUGCUUCAUAAAUAUCGGACACAAAAUAUACACAAAAAAUAAUAAUUAAAACCUCCACUCGAUUAGUGAAUCAAUUCAUUUGAUUAACGG